AUGACUCGCUGGUCUCAUUUGGCUCUCGUGCCUCUGCUGCCUCAGCUGCUGGUCGCAACUUCCGUCACAGAUGGGGAAACCAAGCCCGUGCAACUGCACCCACGCGACGAUGACGAGUAUUCGUCGCCGCCGUACUAUCCAACCCCGCAUGGUGGGUGGGUGUCUGACUGGUCAGAUGCCUACGAGAAAGCAUACCAGGUUGUCAGCAACAUGACAUUGGCGGAGAAGGUGAAUCUUACCACCGGAACAGGGUUCUUCAUGGGACCUUGUGUUGGACAGACUGGGAGUGCACCGCGAUUCGGCAUCCCGAAUCUGUGCUUACAGGACUCCCCCUUAGGGAUUCGGGAGACGGACCAUAUCACAGCAUUCCCACCCGGGCUCACAGUCGGUGCGACCUUCAAUAAAGAGCUGAUGUAUAAUCGUGGUGUUGGAAUUGGUGAGGAAGCCCGAGGCAAGGGUGUCAAUGUUCAACUGGGCCCAGUUGUUGGACCCAUCGGCCGCAAGCCUCGAGGAGGUCGUAAUUGGGAAGGCUUUGGUGCAGACCCAACCCUUCAAGCUAUUGGAGGUGCUGAAACUAUCAAGGGCAUGCAGAGCACAGGUGCCAUCGCGUCACUGAAGCACUUUAUUGGAUACGAGCAGGAGAUGUACCGGAUGAGCAGCAUUAUUACCAAGGGCUAUUCGUCCAAUAUCGAUGAUCGAACUCUACAUGAGCUUUAUCUUUGGCCUUUUGCAGAGGGAGUUCGUGCUGGUGUGGGCUCAAUAAUGACUGCUUAUAACGAUGUAAAUAGCUCGGCUUGCAGCCAGAACAGCAAGCUGCUUAAUGAUAUCCUCAAGGAUGAACUUGGUUUCCAGGGCUUUGUCAUGACGGACUGGCUGGGUCACUAUAGUGGUGUAGGAUCCGCUCUUGCUGGCCUUGAUAUGGCUAUGCCUGGCGAUGGCUCUGUGCCUUUGUUUGGAGACAGCUAUUGGGCUUAUGACCUUUCUCGGUCUAUUCUCAAUGGCAGUGUCCCACUCGACCGCCUUAAUGACAUGGUAACUCGAAUCGUCGCUACGUGGUACAAAUUUGGCCAGGAUGAAGACUACCCACUGCCUAAUUUCUCUUCUAACACGGAUGCCGCGACUGGCGAGCUCUAUCCCGGUGCUCUCUUCUCUCCUACAGGUGUUGUCAACCAAUUUGUCAAUGUAGAGGGAGACCACAACAUCACUGCUAGAGCUGUUGCGCGCGAAGCCAUUACCCUUCUCAAGAACGAGGACAGUAUACUUCCCCUCAGCAGCAACGAUUCGCUCAAGGUGUUUGGCACCGAUGCUGGCCCGAACUCAGGUGGAUUAAACUCAUGCACCGACCAAGGUUGCGACAAUGGCGUUUUGACCAUGGGAUGGGGUAGCGGCUCCGCAAGCCUGCCGUAUCUCAUCACACCCCAAGAGGCCAUCGCAAAUGUUUCACAAAACUGCACAUUUUACAUCACAGACUCGUUCCCAUCUAGUGUCACCGCUAGUGCCGAUGACAUUGCGAUUGUCUUCAUUAACGCUGAUUCUGGUGAGAACUCCAUCACUGUUGACGGUAACCCCGGAGACCGACUAGUGGCUGGCUUAAACGCCUGGCACAACGGUGAUGAACUAGUCAAAGCAGCGGCGGAGAAGUUCUCCAAUGUUGUCGUAGUUAUUCACACGGUCGGCCAAAUUGUGAUGGAGGAGUGGAUUGAGCUAGACUCCGUCAAAGCAGUUCUCGUGGCCCAUCUCCCGGGUCAGGAAGCCGGUGACUCGCUAGUGGACAUCCUUUUCGGCGACUACAGCCCGAGCGGCCAUAUGCCUUACACGAUUCCAAAGAGCGAGUCUGACUAUCCAGACAGCGUGAGUAUUAUCGACCAACCGUUCGGCCAAAUCCAGGAUACCUUCACUGAAGGCCUCUACAUCGAUUACCGCCAUUUCCUCCAAGCCAACAUCACUCCGCGGUACCCCUUCGGUCAUGGGCUGUCAUACACCACAUUCAACUUCUCGAGCCCUUCCAUGUCAGUCGUGACAGCAAUCGACAGCACCUAUCCUCCUGCGAGACCCUCUCAAGGAGCUACGCCGAAAUAUAAUGACUCCAUCCCCAAUCCUUCUGAAGUUGCAUGGUCAUCAACGAGCUUUACUCGUAUUUGGCGUUACCUCUACCCCUACCUCGAUGACCCUCAGUCGAUCACUGCAUCGGAUACCUACCCUUACCCGGACGGCUACAACGCGACGCAGAAGCCCGGGGUGCGAGCUGGUGGUGGUCAAGGUGGUAAUCCUGCUCUGUAUGACAUCGCAUUCUCGAUCGACGUCACUGUCACAAACACAGGAAAUCGAAAAGGAAAGGCCGUCGCACAGCUAUACGUCGAGCUUCCUUCAAGCUUGGGCCUUGAUACCCCCUCUCGUCAGCUCCGUCAGUUUGAGAAGACCGAGGAACUGGCGGCUGGUCAAAGUCAGACUUUAACGCUCGAGAUCACCCGCAAGGAUCUUAGUGUUUGGGAUGUCGUUGUGCAGGACUGGAUGGCUUCUGUUGGCGGCGAAGGAGUCAAUAUAUAUGUUGGUCAAAGUGUUGCUGAUCUUCCAGUCCUAUGUUCGGUUGGUGCAGGAUGUUCUGUUUCUUGA
Penicillium pulvis is the source of this 2613-nucleotide messenger RNA. Its product is annotated as beta-glucosidase. NCBI's taxonomy places the organism in Eukaryota, Fungi, Ascomycota, Eurotiomycetes, Eurotiales, Aspergillaceae. Gene Ontology annotation, molecular function: beta-glucosidase activity. The record is from RefSeq and is a predicted model, not a curated record. The transcript has 3 exons. Gene Ontology annotation, biological process: glucan catabolic process. Bases 1 to 2613 code for a protein of 870 amino acids.